AUGCAAUUCAACGUCAAAAUCUAUUCCGACACCAGCACUACCAGNUGCUACAUAGGUCUCAAAACUCUGGAGAAAGCAAUCGACCUCUACCAAUGCACUUACCCCGAUGGCUCCAAAGACAUCUUCCACAUAACCUGGUCGCCAUUUUACCUCGAUCCCAACGCUCCAAUCCCAGGCAUCCUCGCAUCAACAAGAAUAACACAGAAAAACGGAGCCGACCGCGCAGAAGGAAUCAAGCUGCGAUUAGAACGUACAGGCAAAGCUCACGGUGUUGACUUUAGCUUUGCUGGCAAAGUCGGCAACACGAGAGAUUCUCAUAGACUCAUGUAUCUUGCGGGUCUAAAAGGCGAGGCUGUCCAGAUGGCACUGGCAAAAGAGAUGUUUCGCGUGCAUUUUGAGGGAGAUGCUGAUGUGAGUUCUCGUGAUGAUUUGUGGAAAGCUGCUAUUGCUGUUGGGAUUGGGGAAGGGGAGGUUGUGGCGUGGUUAGAAGGUGAUGAUGGUGGUAGAGAAGUUGAUGAGGAGGCACAGCGUGCUAGGGAUGAGGGAGUGACUUCCGUGCCGACUUUUGAGAUCAACGGCAGGCGACUGGAAGGUGCUGAAGAUCUUUCAGCGUUUUAUGACGUUUUCACAGAGCUCAAAGCUACCUCUGAGUAG
Messenger RNA from Aureobasidium uvarum, 654 nucleotides. Lineage: Eukaryota; Fungi; Ascomycota; Dothideomycetes; Dothideales; Saccotheciaceae. The record is from the annotation of a GenBank genome assembly.